Molecule: messenger RNA, 1201 nt
Organism: Olea europaea var. sylvestris
Lineage: Eukaryota; Viridiplantae; Streptophyta; Magnoliopsida; Lamiales; Oleaceae
Product: MADS-box protein JOINTLESS-like
Exons: 9
Coding region: 150-893 (247 amino acids)
Biological process (GO): positive regulation of transcription by RNA polymerase II
Cellular component (GO): nucleus
Molecular function (GO): RNA polymerase II cis-regulatory region sequence-specific DNA binding; DNA-binding transcription factor activity, RNA polymerase II-specific; protein dimerization activity
Source: RefSeq, a predicted model, not a curated record
GGAGAAUGAAGCUGCAAAUUUCUCUGUUGGACAAAGGAACAGUAUUUCAUCCUCAAGGAGGCAAAUCAAUGCAUCAGCAGCAGAACCAACGCAAAACACCACGUCAAUCAACCAACCCAUAAUUGUAUUAUUGUGGGUAAAGUAUAAACAUGGUGAGAGAGAAGAUCCCGAUCAAGAAAAUCGACAACACGUCGGCCCGGCAGGUUACUUUCUCCAAGAGAAGAAAAGGACUGUUAAAGAAAGCUAAAGAACUCUCAGUUCUUUGUGAUGCUGAUCUUGCUCUCAUCAUCUUCUCCUCCACAGGGAAGCUCUUCGACUUUGCCAGCUCAAGCAUGAAGAACAUACUUGAAAAGCAUGGUUUGCACUCAAAGAACCUUGAAAAGUUGGAACAAUCAUCUCUUGAGCUUCAGAACGAGGGAAUUGCUAAGCAGAUAGUUGGGGACAGCAACUACUCAAGAUUAAGCCAAGAAGUUGCUGAGAGAAGCCAUCAACUAAGGUACAUGAGGGGAGAGGAACUUCAAGAAUUGAGUAUUGAAGAGUUGCAGAAGUUAGAGAGAUCACUUGAAACCGGGUUGAGCUGCGUGAAAGAGAAAAUGGAUGAAAAAAUCAUGAAAGAGAUCAAUCAACUUCAACAAACGGUCACUAUGCCAAACUUGUUAAUACGAUCUUUGGAGAGAGAAAACAGAAUGGAACUCAUGGAAGAGAAUGAGCGUCUAAGACUGCUGAUAUCGAAAGGGGAGAAAAAUAUGAUAGCAGCUGAUUCUGCGAACAUAGUCGAGGAGGAAGGUCAAUCAUCGGAGUCGAUUACUAAUGCUUGUAACUCAAUUGGCCCUCCACAAGAUUCGGAUAGCUCAGAUACGUCUCUCAAGCUUGGGCUGCCAUACUUUAGCUGAAACAAUGGAGCUAAACUUAUAAUUGUUGAUGGAUGGAUGGAUGAUUACUUGCCGAAUAUGGAUGUUAAUAUAUAUGCCUCUGUGUUCGGUUUCCUCCCUUCUUAUGGAAUCUAUGAAUUUGUAUACUGAAAACUGAUAAUUAACUGCAGUAUGAUAUCAUGUCCGAAGUGUCAACCUUAAAACCAAUUUCACUCGGCUUGUAAUAAUAUAUGCGGGGGUGGAGAUGAUGAGGUUGGUCCAUAUCUAUUACUCGGCAUUGUACCCCAGCGAUGUUGGUGCGGCAUCAAUAGGAUUGACUUUUUUAUCGA